AUGAAAUGUUUAAUCAAAGAAUGCGAUUCAUAUGAUAAGAAUCAACAAUGGGACAUUGUUUGUGACAACUUAUGGAAACUACCUCUCAGUCAGUCCGUACUCAUGAUUGGUGUUCUUUUAGGCAAUUUAUUCUUCGGCUCAUUCUCUGACAGAUAUGGUCGGAAAGCACUUUUCAAUUUCGCCCCAAUUAUAUGCUUUACAUCAAGUUUUUUGACUUCAUUUGCGCCCAAUAUCUAUGUUUUUACUAUUUUGACGGCAAUAACGGCCGCCUGUAUUGUAGGCAUGAGUCAGGCCUCGUUCAUAAUCGGUCGCAUUGAAUUCAUCGGCAAUAAGUAUCGGGUUCUUUGCGUUAAUCUCCAAGAAAUUGUUUAUUCUUUGGGAACUGUUAUUCCCGGAAUCGGUUCGAUGGCAGACAUCCAACGGACGGAUCAAUAA
Messenger RNA from Medioppia subpectinata, 435 nucleotides. Lineage: Eukaryota; Metazoa; Arthropoda; Arachnida; Sarcoptiformes; Oppiidae. The record is from the annotation of a GenBank genome assembly.